AAACUACUGCUGCGCUCUGGACCAGGUAUCCACCGUGGUCCUAUAGAAAUACACAAUAUGGAUACAACAACACAAAGUCUAUUCUUCCCGUGCACAACGCCGAUUGUUUUUUUGGAUGAGCUCUUCUGAAACCAAUUUCAAAAGAUUACAUAAAACUCUAUCGAAUCUAUUUUGAAGAAGUAUCUCAAAUUAAUCCCCUAUGUUGGCGGGAAUAAACUGAUCAGUUUGGGGAUUUGUAAACGCUAAUAAAGCCGCAGUCGGCACCAUUUAAUGCAGCGAAAAAGGUCAAAUUGUGAUUGCUUUUGCCUGACAGGACUCGUGGGAGGGCACUGCUGAAUAUGCAGGAUUUAGCGGGGUCUGACAUGCCCUGGAACUUCAACAUCUUUGAUGGCUUUGGCCUGUUAUGGGGCUUGCUCUUUGGAUUAUUCAUCGCAAGUGCACCGGGGAUAGUUUGUCCCACGAGUUGUCACUGUCUCGAGAAGAGUGGCAUGGCUGUGGUCCAAUGCAUGUCUUGCAACCUGGAAAGCAUCCCACCAGAUCUUCCACGGGACACCGUUGUCCUACUUUUGGCAUCCAACCACAUCACCCACAUCCCGAACCACGCCUUUAAAGAACUGCACGACCUUCAGGAGCUGGACCUGUCCAACAACGACAUCGAAACUGUGGACCUCGGCGCUUUUCACGGCGUUUCCGACAGCCUCCGCGUUCUGGAUCUGUCAAACAAUCGCAUCCAAAGUGUCCCCAAAGAGGCAUUUGCGCACCUGCGAGCGAAAAUCCGCCUCUCGGACAACCCGUGGCACUGCGAGUGCACGCUGCAGGAGGUCCUGAGGGAGCUGCGGCUGGACCCCGAGACGGCGAACGAGGUGAUCUGCCACACGGCGGCGCAGGACGAAUACGCGGGCAAGCCGGUAAUCCAGGUGCUGGACUCGGGGAUCAACUUCUGCAACUUUCACCACAAGACCACCGACGUAGCCAUGUUCGUCACCAUGUUCGGAUGGUUCGCCGUGGUGAUCGCGUACGUCAUCUACUACGUGAGACACAACCAGGAGGACGCCAGGAGGCACCUGGAGUACCUCAAGUCGCUGCCGAGCAGCAAAGACUUUGACACCAUCAGCACUGUUCUCUAGCAGGGCCGUGCGCCCCGCUGGCCUGUACAUAUGGGAGGGAAAGUAUGGUGAUGUACCAAAUGACUAAAAAGCUGUCACAACACCAGUGUUUAAGCACAUUAUUCUGAGGUCUUUUGGCGACUAAAAUGGGAAAUUUCACAUUUUCCUGCGUCCAAUAAAUAAAUGUAUGUGCUUUUUUACAUUUAAGUUGUGUUAAAUCCGAGUACAUC
Pseudoliparis swirei is the source of this 1336-nucleotide messenger RNA. It is a transcript of the gene lrrc3, whose product is annotated as leucine rich repeat containing 3. NCBI's taxonomy places the organism in Eukaryota, Metazoa, Chordata, Actinopteri, Perciformes, Liparidae. The record is from RefSeq and is a predicted model, not a curated record. Gene Ontology annotation, molecular function: protein binding. The transcript is spliced from 2 exons. The coding region runs from base 339 to 1127 and encodes 262 amino acids.